This is a messenger RNA of Oreochromis aureus, 2395 nucleotides long. It is a transcript of the gene mto1, whose product is annotated as mitochondrial tRNA translation optimization 1. Gene Ontology annotation, cellular component: cytosol. Gene Ontology annotation, biological process: tRNA wobble uridine modification; tRNA methylation. The transcript is spliced from 12 exons. The record is from RefSeq and is a predicted model, not a curated record. Gene Ontology annotation, molecular function: flavin adenine dinucleotide binding. Lineage: Eukaryota; Metazoa; Chordata; Actinopteri; Cichliformes; Cichlidae. Bases 160 to 2304 code for a protein of 714 amino acids.
UCAUGGCGGCCUCCAUAGGGAUACUUUGACUUAUGUAGCAGGAGUUUGGUAAUUUUCCUAAAUGAUCUUUGCCUUUCUGUUAGUCUCAGUUUCUGCUACAGAGCAUCUGAAAUAAAAACAACAAUACGCCUUCUCCCAAAUAAACCGUGUGCGUCUCACAUGUUGAGAAAGAAGCUUCCCUUCCUGCACAGUCUCCUCUCACCGGUUUCCAGACAUGUCGGUCACCUCGCCGGGCAUCAGUAUGACGUCAUCGUGGUGGGCGGGGGUCACGCAGGGACCGAGGCAGCGGCGGCAGCAGCCAGAGUUGGGGCUGAAACACUCCUCAUCACGCAGAAAAUUCACACCAUCGGUGCUCUGUCCUGUAACCCCUCUCUGGGAGGAGUAGGGAAGGGCCAGCUCGUGAAGGAGGUUGAUGCUCUGGAUGGGCUGUGUGGUCGGGCAGGGGACUGGGCUGGGAUUCAUUUUUCCAUCCUGAAUCGUAGAAAAGGGCCUGCCGUGUGGGGUCCGAGAGCCCAGCUGGACCGUCAGCGCUACCGAGACUUCAUUCAGUCCGAGCUGCUGUCCACUCCCAGGCUGACCGUGUUGGAGGGCUCAGUGGAGGAGCUGUUGGUAACAGAACCAAACCCAGAGGAGCCCGGGCACCACAGAGUCACCGGGAUACGUUUGGCUAAUGGCAGCCAUGCGAUCUCAGCCAAAUCAGUGGUUCUUACCACUGGUACGUUCCUGUCUGGCUCCCUCUUUGUGGGUCAAACUACCUCCCCCGGGGGUCGGAUUGGAGACGCUCCAUCGAGCCCUGGGCUGUCCCAUACGCUGAGGGAGAGGCUGGGGCUAAGGACAGGCAGACUGAGGACUGGUACCCCUCCCAGGAUUGUGAAGGACUCAGUAGACCUUUCUUUGGCUAAGCUUCACCUCCCCGACAGUCACCCGACUCCUUUCAGCUUCCUCAAUACCCACACCCACUGCAAGCCAGAAGAGCAGCUGCCUUGCUACCUCACCUUUACUACACCGGGUGUGGAGAGAGUGGUGAGGGAGAGUCUUCAACUAAACUGUCACAUACAGCAAGACACCAAAGGUCCCAGGUACUGCCCCUCCAUCGAGUCGAGAGUGCUGCGCUUUCCAGGCCGAAGCCACCAGGUGUGGCUGGAGCCCGAGGGCGUGACCUCUGACCUCCUGUACCCACAGGGUCUGUCCAUGACAAUGCCCCCUGACAUACAGCUACGCCUCAUCAGAGAAAUCCCUCCCAUGCGCAGAGCUGAGAUCCACACGCCAGGUUAUGGCGUGCAGUACGACUUUGUGUGUCCCACUCAGCUGAGCCCGGCGCUGCAGGUGAAGAGCACUCAAGGUCUGUUUCUGGCUGGUCAGAUCAAUGGCACCACGGGGUACGAGGAGGCUGCCGCACAGGUAGCUGCUUCUUUCCUUAAAGCCACACACACACACACACAGCUGGAAGCAGCUUAUCACCAACUGAUUUUUCUUCUUCUAUCUGAGCAGGGUUUGUGGGCGGGAGCAAACGCUGCCCGCUGGGCGCUCUCCAUGCCCACAGUGACGCUGUCUCGAACAGAGAGCUAUAUCGGAGUUCUCAUUGACGACCUGGUGAGUCGAGGCGUGACAGAGCCUUACCGCAUGUUCACCAGCCGGGCCGAGUUUCGAACUUCUCUAAGGCCGGACAACGCCGACCUCCGCCUGACCCCGAAGGGCUUUGAGGAGGUGGGAUGUGUGUCUUCUGUGCGCUACCAGGAGUCUUUAAGAGUGAGGAACAGCCUCCAGGAUGCACUGACAGCCCUUCAGGCUCUCUUUCUGUCUACCUCGAGCUGGAAGAAGAAGCUUCCCAGUGUUCCCAUCAGUGAGACCAAGAGCACCUUACUGACUGGCUUAGAUCUUCUUCAGUACAACGACGUGACCUUUGAAAUGUUGGCAUCUGCCUUCCCCGAGAGCCUUUCGUCUUAUAUGGAAUUCACACAGAGACUUAAGAUAGAAGCUGUGUACAAGCCUCACUGCGACUUAAACAAGAAAGAGAUCGAGAGAAUUCAGAGGGAGGAGAACAUGUCCCUGCCGCAGGACAUUGACUAUUUCUCUCUGCCGGUGUCGCUUUCCGACGAAGUUCGAGAGAUCCUGGACAGAGUUCGACCGAGCACACUGGGCGCUGCUACUCGCUUGGAAGGUAUAACUCCUGCUGCAGUCGUCAAUCUCCUCAACUAUGUGCGCGUCACAGAGAAAAAGAAGGAAACGCACAGAAACCAGCGACACCAGGAGGUGCAGAGAGAUGAGGAGCUGUGUGCAAACAGUGCCUCUUUACCUCAGUGAUGCAGUCUAAAAAUGACUCAAACUGUCUUGUGAAAAUGUAUUUAUUUCUGAGAAAUAAUUGAAACAAUAAAUUAGGUAUUUUAGAAAACUU